Anolis sagrei ordinatus is the source of this 1875-nucleotide messenger RNA. NCBI's taxonomy places the organism in Eukaryota, Metazoa, Chordata, Lepidosauria, Squamata, Anolidae. The record is from RefSeq and is a predicted model, not a curated record.
UCCCCUGUUAACAAUCCAGACAGAUUCCAAACAUGGCUCAAGGCGCAUUUUAGAAAAAUAGAGGGUUUAGACACAUGCGGGAGAGAAAGGAGCAGGAUGGGAAAACGAAGAAGGCAAAGCCACAAGGACUUGGCCGGCUUCCAAAAGGAGACUGCCUAAAGAGAAUGUGGAUUUCGGAGUGAGAUUUGGAAGGAAUGUGGCUAAGUUGUGUACGUGUUUGUAUGUGCCUUUGGAAAAGCGAUGCCAAAGCGGCCAAGGAGCCAUUGAGCAGAAACCCCUCCUGCCUUCUGCAGACCCCCAACCCAGCCCUGGCUGUUGUGCGGCCCCUUUAAUUGUGGCCAGGCCUGUCUCCGUGGCGGCGGCUGCGGCGGUUGCGGCUGCUGUGUUGCAGCAACACACAACUGCAGGUUGCUGUGGCAACAAGGACUGGGUUCCUAAACUGGGAAGGACCUGGCAGAGCAGAAGGCGAGAGGAAAUGGAGAAGAGGAGGAAGAGGAAUAGGAGAGGCAGCAUCCAGAAGGAAACUCCAGUGACAAGAACCAUGUCGCCCUUUGUGAUUCCCAUUUAGGGCAGAGGAAGCGCCGUCUGCAGAGUCAAAGGAUCAAGAUCAGGCGCACUCCAGGCUGAUAGUUGGUGUUGGCUGUGAAAUGGUCAAGGUGCUACGGAGCUGAAGGAAGAGAGAGUGGGGCUUUCUUUCCGCUUUCUAAGUGGCCCCAGUUACCCUGCCGAAGAUGGAGAAGGGCGAGGAGGCGGCUGAGAACGUGAAGAUCACCUCCCAGCUGCUGAAAGCCAAGACGGGAGAGUUUGACCUGGAGUCCAUCCUGCUGCUGAAGCUGCGCGGCCUGGGCAUCUCGGACUUGGGUUGCCUGGGGGAGUGUGCCAGCCUGGAGUGGCUGGACCUCUCUGGGAACGCCAUCUCCCACCUGGGCCCGCUCUCCUCGCUCAAGGCCUUGGCCGUCCUGAACAUCUCCUCCAACCGCGUCUCCAGCCUGGAGCCCCUGGCCGGCUGCGAGAACCUCCAGAGCCUCAACGCGGCCGGCAACCUUCUCGGUGGUGUCCAGCAGCUCCAGUGCCUGACCGGGCUGCGGCACCUGGAGAACAUGCGCUUCGCCAACCCCAUGGGGCGCCUCAGCAACCCCUUCUGCACCUCCCCCGGGUACCGCGCCGCCAUCGCGGAGAUGUUCCCCGGGGUCAAGGUCAUCGAUGGGGAGAGGGUCUCCGGCCGGGGCAGCGAGCUCUACCAGCUCUGCAAGGACCUGGACAACUCCCUGAAGCGCUUCCACAGCCCCAGCCGGGCCGGCCACGCGGAGCUGAGCAGCCUGAGCAAGCCUUGGGUGGAGGAGGGCUACUGGGAUGUCCGCCCGGCCAGGAGGAGCUCCAUCGUGGAGGAGGCCUACAAGCAGUUCAGCGAGGCCCUCCAGGAAUGCCGGGAGCUGAGCAAGCGGGCCGACGACACCAUCUCCCAGGCCGAGCGGGCCCUCAACAUCCGCCCCGACUCCAGCUCCUACCUGUUCUGAACCGUUCUCGGGCCUCCAAGCCUUCUCCUUGGUAUUGGCUAAUCCAUUUCUCAAUGACUUCGUUCCCAACUUGUCCCAGCUCAAAAGGACUACGCAGAAGGGGCCAAGCUCUUCUCGGGCUCUUCCCAUCGCAGGAUAGGGCUUCCUGGAUGUCCAAAUCAGGGCUUUCUGGAAGUCCAAGACAGGGCUUUCCGGAAGUCCAAGACAGGGCUUCCCAGAAGUCCAAGACAGGGCUUCCCAGAAGUCCAAGACAGGGCUUCCCGGAAGUCCAAGACAGGGCUUCCCGGAAGUCCAAGACAGGGUUUCCUGGAAGUCCAAGACAGGGCUUCCUGGAAGUCCAAGACAGGGCUUCCCGGAA